AUGCGCGCCGGCGACGGCACUAAAGGACCCUUGAGAGAUGUGGUGGAAAGACAGAGACUGGAAGGUUACAUCCGAUCGUACGGCGACUUCGACGAUCUGUGGAUGCCAUGGAAGGCCGCCGAUCUCCGACCCUUUGCCUUUGUGACCUUCAAGGAGUCUUCAGCCGCGCAGCGGUUUGUGGAGUGGUCUCCGCACAGGGUCCCAGAAUCUGAGGUGGAGAUCAUUGCCAAGUUGGGGCAUGGAGCGAAGAAGGCGAAGGCGAAUGGGAAUUCAUCCGCUUCCAAUGGUCUGGAGGGAAUGCUUCAGCCGUUGGAGGUCGAUGAGGAUGUGUCGUUGGAGAACUAUCAUGCGGCGUCGGAGCAGAAGAGAGACAUCUUCACAAGCAUCCUCAAGUCCCAAGAUCCGUCUCACCAAGAGAAGCUGGCAAGAUCCUCGCAGCUCAUCAGGGGAAGAGAGGUCCGAAAGAGCAAGCCGCGUCUCCACCUCUUCUGUGGUCCGCCUGCAACUGGAAAGACUCUGGCCAUGCGGGUUCUUGCGGCCGAAGGAGGCCUCAAAGCAUUCGUUCUGAAGCUGGGGGAGGUGGGAUACGACACGCCGACGGCCUUUCAGGAUUCAUUGAAGGAGGUUGACAAGAUGGCAUCCGGGCCCGAUGGGGUCGGGGUCGCGGUCUUUAUCGACGAAGCAGAGCAAAUCUUUAGCCGCCGACGCGACAUGCAGAAAGCUUCAAGCGUGAAAGUGGAGGGGAAGAAGGAGAUCGUCAGGGCUUUCCUGGAGUGGACUGACGGCUUGCAGAGCAGACAGCGCGAUGCCAAGCCGAUCGUCAUCGUGAUGGCCACCAACUUGCGAGACAGCAUUGACGAGGCCGUGCAGAGCCGCGUGGGCAAAAUCAUCAACUUUUCAAGGCCGACCUUUGCGCAGUGCAAGCAGCAUUUCGCAGCUAACGCGCCCAAAGUGAAGCGCUGGCACUGGCUGCUGGCCGUCUCCAGCCGACUUCUGUUCAUGGACUUUCGGGAGUUAGAAGCGGUGCAUGAUCUCGUGUGCGAGCGGGAUGCCGAGAAGCCAGUGCAGGGAGAAGUGACGGCCUUGUCGGAUUCUGGGCUUGUCCAAGAUUACCUUCCUGCGAUCCGGUCCGUGUGGUUGCGGCGGAGCAGGGCAGGGUGGGAGUUGAUGGAUGUCCUGAGCCUGAUCACUUGGAAGCUCCCAUAUUUCUCCUAUCACUUGCGUGUGGUGAGACCUUGCUUGAUUUGA
Messenger RNA from Symbiodinium sp. CCMP2456, 1248 nucleotides. The record is from the annotation of a GenBank genome assembly. NCBI's taxonomy places the organism in Eukaryota, Dinophyceae, Suessiales, Symbiodiniaceae.